UGUUUCUGUCUCAGUAUUCCUCUUCAUCAUCUGUUUCUGUCCCAGUAUUCCUCUUCAUCAUCUGUUUCUGUCCCUGUAUUCCUCUUUAUCAUCUGUUUCUGCCCCAGUAUUCCUCUUCAUCAUCUGUUUCUGUCCCAGUAUUCCUCUUCAUCAUGUUUCUGUCCCUGUAUUCCUCUUUAUCAUCUGUUUCUGCCCCAGUAUUCCUCUUCAUCCUCUCUGUUUCUGUCCCAGUAUUCCUCUUCAUCAUCUCUGUUUCUGUCCCUGUAUUCCUCUUCAUCAUCUGUUUCUGUCCCUAAACACGAUGAGAGUUUAGAUUUCCUGCGAUCCUAAACGCAUCAGGAGCGAUCGAUAAAAAAAACAAACAAGCAUUUUAAAAGCUGUUUCCUUCUCAUCUUGAGGACAGACUUGACAAAGCUUGACUUUUGAAUUUCCUACAAAUCUGCACAAUGAUGUUGUUAUUUCGGCGAACUUAAUUCCUGUUUAUCAAAAGAAAACCAGUUCCUUUUUCGGGCUGAAACAGCUGAAGUGAGGCAGCCGAAUAACUUUUAAUUCUUUAUUUCCUCUGUUUCUAUCUGUGUUUUUCUCUGUACCUUCUCUGUCUCUCUCUUUGUCUCGGUAUGUUUCUUUAUUUCACCAUCUCCACCUGCAGCAACAGGCUAUGUAAGAUUGUGUUAAUGACGUCACGGGACUUCGUGGCAGCACAGUGACGCCGGUAGACUACUUUUGUAAACAACGUGAUAACUUUUGUCAACUUAAACAACAGCAUCUCUUUUUCCUCUCGCUACAUCUAUUUUUUCUGCACUCUUAGAUAAGCUUCGCUUCAUAAUGGGUUGUUUCUAAAUUACUAUCUUCUCACUCUUUCGCCCGUGUUUGCAGCGUAAAUCACUCCCUCUAACGCGCUGUGCUUCACGGAACAGUCCAUGUAUGCAGUCGGAGGGGGGAGGGGGCCCUGAGACAUGAGUUAUAGAUGAAUAAGCCAUUCUUCUGAUUACAUUUUUGCGUAUGGGUUCAUUAGAAAAAACAUAAUAACUAACCACAAAGUUAAGACAAAUUAGCAAUGAUACUAAUUCUUCAACUUGAUUUUUUAGGGCAUUUCAUGGGACCCUAUGCCUAAUGGUUUAGUCCGCGACGGACUACACUUGUUUUACAGGACUGAGGUGAAUUCCUGACCAUAAAAACAACAACUUUGAAGUUAUGUCACCAACCCCGAUUCUCCUCGACUGUUUUCUGUGUGAUUGACACUGACUAAUAACAUCCUAACAAGUGGGAAACUGAGAGAGAAGUUUCAUCUCUGUGAUGGCUGCUCAGUUCAGACAGUCAGCUCAACAGAAAGCAAGCUGCAAACCAGGAAAAGUUCCCUGUGACGUCUGCACUGGAACCGUACUGAAGGCCCAGAAGUCCUGCCUGGUGUGUCUGGUUUCUUACUGUGAGGCUCACCUGGAGCCUCAUCUGACAAUGUCAGGUCUGAAAAGACAUCAGCUGAUCGCCCCCGUGGAGAACCUGGAAAGCCGGAUGUGUGAGAAGCACGACAAACUGCUGGAGCUGUUCUGUAAGAACGACCAGAUGUGUGUCUGCAUGCUGUGCACAAUUGAAGACCACAAGAAACAUGAUGUUGUUCCUCUGAAAGAAGAAUAUAAAGGAAAGAAGGCCAAGCUGGGGAAGACAGAGGCUGAAAUUCAGCAGAUGAUCCAGAAGAGACGACAGAAGAUUCAGGAGAUCAAACAUUCAGUGGAGCUCAGUGAUAAGAAUGCAGAGAGAGAGACCACAGAAGGUGUUCAGGUCUUCACUGCUUUAAUGGAGACUGUGCAGAGAAACCUAAACAAGCUCCUUGACACAAUCAAAGAGAAGCAGAGGAAGACAGAGAAACAGGCAGAAGGCUUUAUCAAAGAGCUGGAACAGGAAAUCUCUGAGCUGGAGAAGAGUAGCACUGAGGUGAAGCAGCUCUCAGGCUCUAGAGACCACCUCCACCUUCUCCAAAACUUCACAUCACUGAACGCUGCUCCAUACACCAAGAACUGGACUGAAGUCAGAGUCCAUCCACCUUCAUAUAAGGGGACUGUGGUGAGAGCUGUGAGCCAGCUGGAGGUGACUAUCAGUGAACAGAUGAAGCGGCUCUACAAGGUGGAGGUGAAGAGGGUCCAGCAGUAUGAGGUGGAUGUGACACUCGAUCCUGAUACAGCAAAUCCCUAUCUCAUCCUGUCUAAUGAUGGAAAACAAGUUAAAUAUGGUGAUGCAAAGAAGAUUCUCCCAGACACUCCAGGGAGAUUUACUAAGUAUAGUAUUGUUUUAUCAAAGCAGAGUUUCUCUUCCGGCAGAUUUUACUACGAGGUUCAGGUUAAAGGGAAGAUUGAGUGGAAUUUAGGAGUGGCCAGAGGGUCGAUCGACAGAAAAGGAGAAAUCGCUCUGUGUCCUCAGAAAGGUUUGUGGACGAUAUGUUUGAGGAAUGAAAAUGAGUUCAAAGCUGGUGUUGGCCCAGGAGUUCGUCUCUCUCUGAAGUCCGGUCCUAAGAAGGUGGGGGUGUUUGUGGAUUAUGAGGAGGGUCUGGUCUCCUUUUAUGACGUCGAUGCUGCAGCUCUGAUCUACUCCUUCACUGGCUGCUCCUUCACUGAGAAGCUCUACCCAUACUUUUGUCCCUUUCCUAACAGUGGUGGUAAAAACUCUGCCCCUCUGAUCAUCUCUCCUGUCAAUCAAACUGAAUAGGGCAACCAUUGAGUUUCAUCAGGUUCAUGUCAGAGAUAAUGUCAGAAUUUGACUGUUCUGGUCAGUAAAAAUUAUCUUUGUUAAGCAGAGAGAUUUUUAUACAACACUUUGGCUCAGCUGUUAACAAACAUACAAACAAUAUGCAGCGAGAAUCAUC
Labrus bergylta (ballan wrasse) is the source of this 2857-nucleotide messenger RNA. RefSeq names its product E3 ubiquitin-protein ligase TRIM21. Gene Ontology annotation, molecular function: protein binding; zinc ion binding. The record is from RefSeq and is a predicted model, not a curated record. NCBI's taxonomy places the organism in Eukaryota, Metazoa, Chordata, Actinopteri, Labriformes, Labridae.